UGCAACUCCUCGAUUGACGUUGUCUUUUAACGUCUGCGGCACUUGGUGACUUUGGACUGUCAUCAGCAGCAGUUUCUCUGGGUUAUUAAAGGUGAAUAUCGCGACUGGACGGAAUACCUAAAAAAGUGCGUUGAGUAUGUGAAAAUCCUCCAUUAACGUCGUCUAACAUUUGCAACACCUGGAAACUUUGGACUGUCAUCAGCAGAAAUGUUGUUGGCCUGAUGAAGGACGUCGUGAUGCCUAACAAACUCUGCUGAGUCCGAAAAUUGGGCGACAAAUGUGUUGAGCCUGUGAAAUUCCUCGGUUAACAUUCUCUUCUAACAUCUGCGACACUUGAUGACUGGACUGUCAUCGGCAGAAGUGUCGUUAGGUUAUUAAAGGUGAAUGUCGUGAUUGGACGGAAUACCAAACAAAGUGCUGCGCCAACGGAGGCUCGAACUGAGAGUUGGACAAAGUGAGGAUCAUUGUAUUACAUCUGGAUCGACUCGUACAGUUUGAGUCUCCAAAACAAAAUACCCGAUGUCCAGAGUACCUUGAAAUUUCCUACAUCUCCAGGCUCCGGACCGUCAUCGGCAGAUGUGUCGAUAAUUCUGGAGGAGAUCUUGGAUCUGGCCGUAAUAAUUACGCCAAAGUGCCGAGCAUUGGACGGGAAAGUGAGGACCGAUACGUCGAGUCUCCGAAAUUCCAUAACGGGCAUGAAGCGCCUUAAGAAAUUUGCAUACCUCCGGGCAGCAGACCAUCAUCAUCACCAGAAGCACCAUUAACCCCGGCUCGAGUCGUUAGCCGAACAUUCGCCACUAACUCGUUAGGCCUACAACCAAAGCCUACUUGUUGGGUUCAUUGAUCCAUGAUCCAUGUAGAUGCAGUGGCAGAUAUUAGGAUCGCAGCGAAAGUUCAGCGGAGAUAGUAGAAGACAAGAAUGGAGGACGUGUUGUAAAGCGAGCUGAAGAAGACUGAUACCAAAAACACUUGGUUUGUACAGUUUCCCUCCAACAAUCCUGAACGGAUACCUACCAAGAGCCUUCUGAGAUCCACUCAACAUCCGCAGACCCCAGAUCAUCAUCAGUGGAGGUCCCACCAGCUACAUUUCCAGUCCUUGGCCACACAAUCGCCCGUAAGCUUAUCAAACACCAUUCGGCACCCAAAACCUUGUUGUGUCCAUUGACCCAUGUAGUUGGUGCAGUGGCAGAUUAGAGGCACGUGGUGAUAGUGCCAGCACAUCCAUCAUCUGCAUAGCCUAACAAGAUAUGGGGAACGUGUUAUGGGCGAUGGCUUAGGUGCCGAUGAAGGAGGCCCCGUGUUUGGCGAAGAAGAGGAGGUUGGAAGUGGCUUCACGUGGGUGUCCUGACUCUGGGACAGAAUGCGGUGGCGACCUGGUGUCCAUAACCGAUGAAUGUUGACAUCGAGGCAGGAAUUGCGUCCCCAGUAAUGAUAUUCCAGUGCUGAUCCAGGGAAAAGGGAGAUGUCCCGGCUUUCAGGAGGCUGUGAUGGGUGUUCCUGAGCGGGGAAUUGCCGGACUGCAAAAAGGACCCCAUUAGCAGACCCCGUUCCUAAUCAUUCGGGUUGAUAGGCUACUUUGGGGGUUGCCAAAGCCUGGUUAUCGGUUCCGUCGGGUGACCGAGCGGGAUUUUAAAGUGCCGGGCAGGACACACUGUGUUUACGGUGAACCGCUUACCUAGAAAAGGUGGGUUUCCCAUGUGGACAUUGUGGGUGGUGGCGGACAGACUGUAGCGGAUUGGGUGAGGUUUUUGGGAUACGUUGGGAGCUGGUAUAUACUUGAAAAAUAAUUUCUAGAAGAGUCUGCGAGCAGCUUCGUCGUCAAUUAGGUCCCUUGAUGUCCCCGUUGGUGACUUUGUGAGUUAAACCGAGGCAUCGGUACUUGAGAUUGAGUAUAACGCCUGUGACAGAGUUGGGAUGUUUUUUGGGUGUUGUCCAGAAAGCGUUACGGGUUAUUAACAGGUCCCUAGGGAUUUAAAACCCUGACGAGUCGUGGGAUGUGGCUCAAGGGUCGUCGCGAGUGCUUUUAGAAAAAGGGUUUUCAAAUAACGCACUUUCGUUCCUGGAUUUAGGAGGGCAGGUACGAGGACUUCCUGAAUUCCCCGUAGGGAUAGGUUUGUGCUCGACAGCCAGGGAAAAGUAACAGUGACAGGGUCGUCUGGAUGAAUUAGAAGACGUUAGCUUGAACUGUUUCCGCAGGGGACUUUCGGGAUUAACGGUGAAGCCGGGAAGAUUUACAGUCCAGGGUAGACCAUGAUACAUGGAAUGUUCUCCCGAAGCCAUGACUGAUUCCCCUGGAAGACGAAGUGCCAGGCAUUAGGAGAAAACUAGGAAACGCAUCGCAAGGACUUUCUUUGGAUCAGUCAGGGAGGUAACCGCUUCAGCCGAGAAGGUUACUCAAUGCAGAAGACACCCCAGUGAUGGUGAUUGGCGUCCAGACAGAGGAUUCGUGACGCAAGGAUGAGUUACAAGGUAUCCUAGGUUGUGCAGGGAUCGUGCCACCAAUCCCUGAGGAUUUACGUCUGAUCGCACAGUAGGAUGUUCCUCUACCUUGGGAGGUAGAAGCUAGGACAACCUGAUCAGGCAAUCCGAGUCGGGCGUGGGACAGGAUCCGUUGAUGACUCGAGCUAUCUCGAGUCACAUGUGCCAUAACCAGGUCGCGGAGAUGACAGAGAGCCGCACGAUGUCGCCGUCGACAGCAUCUUCCAGCGGCACGAUCUCGAUCUGUCUGGGCUCCCCAAACCAGCGGCGGACCCCGUCAAGAACACCACCUCCGAGGAACCCCCAGGGCGAGGAGGAUGAGAUCUCUGUCGGGUGCCCCAGCCCACUGCCGCUGGUCGUGAUCGCCCCCACGGCGAACGUGGAGGACUCUCGGAACUUCUCCAGAGACAGGUUCCUCGACAGACACAGCCCCAAGGGGUACCGGGACGUGCUGACCAAGGUAGACCGGUACUCCAGGAACGGGGAACGCAGACCAACCUGCGUCAACAGAGUCCCCGGGGUCCACGGGACGGAGAGCAGCGACGCGAUGUCCCUGAAAGAGGACGACGACGAGGAGGAGGACGAGGAGGAGUACGAGGCAGGGACCGCGGAGGAUGAGGAGUCCCAGGAGAACCCAACAGCCUCCAGAGGUGCUGACGACUACUUCAAGCCCCUCAAACGGCUAAAGAUGGUGCCCAUGCAGCAGUCCGACGAAGAGGAGGACCGCGACCGGGAGCAGACCGUCAGAGGAGUCAAGUCCUUCAGCAUCCUGGACAUCCUGUCGCACAGACCCAAGGCGAAGAUCGUCAGACCCUGGGACACGGCGGAGACGGAGGCGGCGACGCAUCUCAGCGACCAUCGGUACCAUCAUCAUCACCAUCACCACCACGAGCUGCACCAGCAGCAUCAGAAUCAUCAGCGGCACGUCAAGCAUCACCAUCGCGCCCUGCCCAAGGAUUUGUCGCUGGUGGGCAUGUCCCUGGCACCUAUUUCCGGGCCCAUGAGCGAACCUCCGCUCAGCAGCUCAUCCUCCUCUGGAAGAAGCUCCGUCUCCGACUCUGGAAGCCCGGAUCCCCUUGCUCAUCAUCACCAUAUGCUGCAUCAUGGCAUUCAUCCUGGACUUCAUCAUCCGGCUAUGCAGCAGCAGUUCAAGAGGAACUCACCCCAGCAGCAUGGAUCCCAGGGUGGACAAAACGGAAAGAGGGCCCCUGGCCAGGGAAGUCCCCUCGACGCUCUCUUUCAAAUGACUAGCAAGACUUUCGACGCCGGCGAUCACAGUCAAGAACAAGCGAACCACCUGAACCUGUUCAACAACCGGCAGCAGCCUAAGAAGAAACGCAAGAGUCGAACGGCGUUCACGAACCAGCAGAUCUUCGAGCUGGAGAAGCGAUUCCUGUACCAGAAGUACCUCAGCCCAGCAGACAGGGAUGAGAUCGCUGCCCAGCUGGGUCUCAGUAACGCCCAAGUGAUCACCUGGUUCCAGAACAGGAGGGCGAAGCUAAAGAGGGACAUGGAAGAGCUGAAGAAGGACGUCCAGACGGUGAACCCGUUGCUGGUGGCGCAGCACCACAAGACCUUUUUAGAGAACGUCCAGGACUUGGGCAUCUUGAAGAAGAGGCCCCUGCCGAGUGCAAUGGAAGAAAAGUCCUAG
This is a messenger RNA of Orussus abietinus, 4129 nucleotides long. RefSeq names its product lateral signaling target protein 2 homolog. Bases 2615 to 4129 code for a protein of 504 amino acids. Gene Ontology annotation, biological process: regulation of DNA-templated transcription. Gene Ontology annotation, molecular function: DNA binding; DNA-binding transcription factor activity, RNA polymerase II-specific. The record is from RefSeq and is a predicted model, not a curated record. The transcript has 2 exons. NCBI's taxonomy places the organism in Eukaryota, Metazoa, Arthropoda, Insecta, Hymenoptera, Orussidae.